Messenger RNA from Haliotis rufescens (red abalone), 3748 nucleotides. RefSeq lists its product as uncharacterized. Gene Ontology annotation, cellular component: acetylcholine-gated channel complex. The transcript has 6 exons. NCBI's taxonomy places the organism in Eukaryota, Metazoa, Mollusca, Gastropoda, Lepetellida, Haliotidae. The record is from RefSeq and is a predicted model, not a curated record. Bases 178 to 921 code for a protein of 247 amino acids.
CGGAAACUUGACCUAUUUCGCUGGGUGCGGAAGAUCUACGGGAGAGGCAUUGCUAAAAAUGGCCUAACCUUGUAUGGAAUGCUACUGAGCAGGAGGGCAGCAGUCGUUUCAAAAGUUGAUCCGCAUUAUUUCUUGUCCGAAUUAUUCUAGGUUGUCCUGAAGGUGUAAACUGCCACAAUGCUGCGUGUAUAUGGCUGUGUCCUGGUUCUAGUGGUGAUGUGUCAUGCUGUAAUUGGUCAGCUUGAUGAUGAAGAGCGGCCGGAUGAGUGGAACCCUGAGGACAUGCCCCAUCCCGUGAGAAACCCCCAGCACUGCCGGCUUGGUCAGAAGGCCGGCUUCCUGUGUGACCCUGACGGCAUCCUGAGUCCCAGGAGUGUGGAGCUGCUUGACUGGCUUCUGCGAGGUGCCUACGACAACGACACAAUCUGCCCCUGCAGCACCUACUGGUGUGAGAAGACCAGGAAGGGAACUCACAUCUCGGUGGCACUCAUCAACAGGAUGAAGCUAGCUGAAACAUUUCAAGAUCCAGAUACUGCUGUGAUGCAGGCUGCCAGUAACUUCGCUCUAAAACUUCAGAACCAGCAUUGGAACUUCGGCUCCUGUAACAAUGAUGUGGUCAUAUUCUUCUCUCGUGAUGAUGGCGUGCUGUUCAUUUCUUACGGCCGAACAGCAGCACUUAGACUGAACAGUGAAGUUGUGUCAUACAUACAGAGGCAGUACGGACAUUACUUCAGACCAGGCGGUGACACGUUUGUUGGUCUAGCUGAGAUAAUCAUCGCCAUCAGGCAAGUCGUCAAUGGCAACUACCACUUUGACCCCAACAACCCUAAUGCAGAACAACUUGUUGGUGGAACUGAUCAUGUGACCUCUGGUAUCCUAGCAACUGUCAUUCUGGCGCUGGUGUCCAGAAUAAUGUCCUGAGGGGAAAUGUUAAUUUUUAUUUCAAUUUGAUUCCAAUUAUCUUUUUUCCCUAUUAAUUAUAAAUUUACUGAGGAAAAUUAUAGAAAGUCAUCUAACAUCAUCUAAUUAUUCUAUCUGUGUCUAGAGAUCGAAAAGGUGCUUAUUUCUGUUUAUUCCCACACUUUUCUAAAAGAAUAGGGUACCGGGUUAAUUUUUGUCUUAUACAAGGAGUACUACACUAAACUGUAUAAGUUUUUCUUUCUGAAAGCAUUUUACAUUUUAAAUGGCAUUGUUUAUGUUAUAUGAUGUUGAUGGUUCUAGUUGGUUGUAAUAGCGGUACGUUGCUGUUCACUAGCACACAGUGCUAAGACCAUCGUGACUUACAUAUUAUGACAUAGACUUACAUUUACAACAGUCUUAGCGAUAAGAUCAUCAAAACAAGCGUUCUAUGACACAGACUUUCAACAUUUACCACAGUCUUAGCGCUAAGAUCACUCUGUGCAAGAUGGUCCUGGUCGUUAACCCUCCUCCUAUACAGCCACCUCCCAAAUGAAAGGAAGUGACACCACACCCGAGAUUGCUUUGUUCUGAUUAACAGUGUCAUGACUGUUGUACAUGCUGCACCAUGUUGAGAAGGAACAAACUGUUGAUGAUCAUGUCCAGUGCAGACAGUCCUAUGAUGAGGAUGGGCCUAAUGAAGUGACUAUGUCCGUGUGGACAUCAGAUAUAUAUGCAAGGACAUUAGGAUGCUGUUCUCUGAUGCUGAUGCAGACCUGAGUCUGUUCCUGUGAAUUGAUAUUAAGAGUGUAUACUGCCUUGGAUGUGGCCAGUUUUAUCUGUCCACCAUAUUCAUUAAGCAUAACCUUUACAAUGUAUUGAAUGUGUAAAAGAGACAUAAACUGUAACAUAUGAGUAUUUGUUCUGACAAAUUGUAGAGUUAUUAAGUAUCUUUUGUGUUAUUGUUCAAGUGGAUAUGUCCUAUUCGUAAACUCUAAAAAGGUGCAGAACCUGAGAUGAGAUGAAAUCCCUGAGAUGAAAGUUGUCCUGUUUUGUUAGAGACAGUUUACCAGGAAAGAGUAACUGGUCCCACUGGAAGGUGGGGAUGUUUGUUCAUUGAUAAACGUGAUCUCCUGGCACUACAUUCAAGAGCUCUAGUGUUUUUAGAUCUACCAGGAUCUGUUUGUAGAUGAUCUGUUUCAUGAUUAUGUAGCAUAAUAUUGUAUUUAUUCAUUAAAUAGUAGAGUGCAAUGUAGGACUGGGCCUGUGGUUAGUCAAGUGAUAUAUUAUUUAAAUACAAUAACAAUAAAAGUCACUUAUGAUUGCAUUUCUUUCUGAUUUAUGCAUGCAUUGUUUCUGAUUUUUAUACAUUUCAGUAAAGACAGAUGGCAAAUGCGUGUGUGGACUUCAGAGUAUGCAUGAUCUGAUCGUUUUAUACGUGUAUGUAAACUGCUUCUAGGUUUGUCAGCACCAUUGCCUGCUCGCGGGUUUCACUGAAGUGGUAAACGUCUGAGACCUGCAUCACUUCGGGCUUUCCUCCCACAUUAUUUUGACACGCUGCGAUAUAACUGGAAUACUGUUAAAAGCGGUGUUAAACCCAACUCACUCACUUGUUAUCUCAGCUCAUCUGAAAUUGGUUUGAAAUCCAAAGAUUUAGUUUGGUCCUGUAAUGAUGAAAAAGCUGAAUAUCAUUCUGUCAUUCCUGCUACUAUAUACAUAUAUAUAUAUAUAUAUGCUUUGUCAAGAGGUUUGUUUCAGAUAAUUUGUUAUUAUCCUAUAUGAUAGUAAUCAUCGUUAACUGUGAGUUGUUGCAUGCUUUUUAUAAUAGUUUUUAAUGUCGCUAGGCUACUUAGAUUUGAGAUAUUGAAAAAGACUCACUAUUGGAAUAAGAUACAGUAAUUAUUUUACGAAGGGGUUAAAAGUCUCGAACAAUGUCAGUAAAUACAUGUGUACAGCCAUUGAACAAGCACUGAGAGAACUAUAUCUGAUCAAAGGGAUGUAACUCUGGUGGCACAUUUUUUGUUAACCAUCAUAGAAUAUUUCAUAGAGGAAAGGUUCUUAUUUCAUUUAUGUCUUUCUAGGAUAGAAAAGUAUAAAUAUUGUUGUACAUGUAUGUAUAUGUAUGGAAUGUAUUGUAUAAUGGAGAAUGUAGUGUUCAUUGGUUUAUAUUAAUAAUCUCUAGGUUGUUUGUACACAGUGUAGCUUCCUGGUAAUACUGUCACUGUUAGAUUUCAUCGAGGUGUUUUUCAAUUUUUAUUGGAUUGUUUAAACUCUUUAUACAUGGUUAGUUUACUUCUUUUACUGUUUUUAAUUUAUUAUUGCUUUAUAAGUUUACACAUUAAAGGCAAGAUACAACUAAGCUGCUUCAGAUUGCCAAAGUGCUUUGGUCAUUGACCAUUGAAAACCAUGACCCUCCAGUGUUAAGCAAUAUUACCCAAGACAUGGAUACCUGGUCCAUGAUUUUCCCAGAUAAUGGGUUGUCACUGAACCAGACUUCGAUUCACAGUCCAUCAUUUUCCAAGAUAAUGGGUCGAAUAUUGAAUAUCGAAGUCUUCACACCAAUCUGAAGCUCUGCAACUUGUCUGUUAUUUUCUUGGCAUUACUGAACUGAAGAAGCCUUUGAAUGGAAGAACUUGAAUUGGUGCUAUGUGUUCAUUUGCCUCUGGAUGAAAUGAUGAAGCCAUGUGUUUCAAGACUUUCGAUUAAAUGUUAUAUGAUAUACUUGCCACUACGAAAAGCUUUUACAUGUUUAUCAAUAUUUUGUACAAGGAGUCUGAACCUCACAUGUAACUUUUAUACUGCAAGAAGUGCAAAAGAGCAGAACAAGGUGAUUAAAUAUAUAGUCUUUGAA